This is a messenger RNA of Mycotypha africana, 1682 nucleotides long. RefSeq lists its product as uncharacterized. The coding region runs from base 1 to 1353 and encodes 450 amino acids. The transcript has 2 exons. The record is from RefSeq and is a predicted model, not a curated record. NCBI's taxonomy places the organism in Eukaryota, Fungi, Mucoromycota, Mucoromycetes, Mucorales, Mycotyphaceae.
AUGAAAAGAAGAAUUUUUCUAAUAUUCUUCUUUUCCUGCUUUGGUUUCAUUGUUUAUCUUUUAUUCAACAAAAGUAACCACCACAAUACGAAGACCAUUGUCACUGACAGUGAGCAAAAACAGAAAAGACAAAAUGUCACCAAACAAACAGUUCUACAAUUAGACAUCGAUGAUGGAUCGAAAACAUAUUGGGAUUUUCCUUGGUAUCAAGCCAAACAUACUCGACCUCGAUUUAAGCCUAAUGUCAACAUCACAACUACUCAUCGUACACCAGAAGAGCGCCUUGCUAUACAGCGAUUAGCUGUAGAGAAAGCAAAGCGCUUGGCAGACAAAAUCCUCGGUAUUCAAACACUCAGGGGCACACGAUUGGCAGACCAACACCCUCAAAAAACACUAGAAUUCAGACAAAUGGUUGAUUGUUGGUUAACGCAAGGACAGUGGGUAAAAAAGGAGGAUGUGUUUCACUUGAAGCAUAUCCAGGAUCCUUUGUACAGUACUUGUGAUAAGCAGAAUAGAAAAGAAUCGCUUGCUUAUGAAUGGGUCAUAUCGAAUCAAUGUCCAGCCACUGCCCCAUCUUCGAGUCAUUUUAAAGCAGUAGAUAGUCAAAGAUGGUGUAAAGCAAUCAACGGUCGACAUAUGCUCCUUGUGGGUGAUUUAGUUCAUUAUCAAUAUCAUGAAGUUCUACUAGAUGCUUUUCGAACAGAGCCUAGCGUGUGUUAUGGCGAACUCAAUUGCAAAGAUCACACUAUUUGCAGUGAUGGCACUACCAAUGGUGAACAAGAAGAUACACGUUUACGUUAUAUACGAAAUGAUAUCCUAUCCACCCGUCGUCGCCCUCCUCAAAAUGCCAUUACUCACAUUGCUUCGGCUUAUCCAAACAUUAUAGAAUGGCCCUUCGCUACUACUCAACUACUCACCACUUAUCCAAUUCUUAUCCUCAGUCGGACAGCUGUACUUAAUGAUAGCGACGAUCAGUUUACAAAACAGCUUCUUCAUACUCUAAAAUUGAUUCGUGAUCACGCUCCCAACACAUUAAUUAUUUAUACAUCGUCCAUGAUUGGACAUCCAUUUUGUCAAGAUGCUCGACACCCUUUACUGCAGCCCAAUGGAUUCACUGAUGAACAUUAUGCAAAAUUACCUUAUGGAUGGAGUGAGACACAACGACGAAAUGCUAUUGCUCGGGUGAUCAUAGAAGCAAGUGGAGGGUUAUUUUUGGACGUAACCGAAAAAAUGCUAUCUACAAGGCCAGAUGGACACAUUGCUAAACAUGGCGACUGCUCAAGAUACUGUAUACCUGGCCCCUUAGACAGCUUGAUACCGCUUUUAUACAACAUUUUUAUACAAUUACUCUAAAUAAAUAGAAAUCCUAUGGUUAUGAAUGUUAUUGGCCAUGAUAAGACUGAGAUUCAAGGUAUUCUGACCAGCUGAUCAAGCCACUAUUAUUAUUUGUCAUCGGAAUCUGGAACGAAGAAGCAACAUUAUCAUCAUUCUUGUUAUUUUCUCCGUGGCCAACAAAAUCUGUAAACGCUUCUCUUAAUUCAUGCCCGUCCAAAAACCCGUCUCCGUUUAAAUCAUGAAUCAGGAACAGAUAAUAGAUCAUAUCUUCUUCGCCCAACUCAGGUGGUAAAGUUCCUAGCUCUUCAGCCUUUUCCAUAAGUACCUGUAGAUGCUCUCUAAUAUGA